AUGAGGCUGCAUGCCUGCCACAAAGAGUUGAAAGGCAUCCCAGAGACUUUGUUGGAGGCUGAGUUGAAUGAGGCGUUGGAGUGGAGCCGUCCAGAAAGCAACAAGAAGUUCCGCUUGGCGGUGCGUGGGCACUACUUGCUCAUCCUGGAUGACUCUGGUAGUCGCAUUCCUCUGCGUGAAGAUGAGCUCAUCGGACUUGAGGUCCUCACCAAGCGUGGCAGCGAGGGAAUUCCUCCGCUGGUCGGCUUGAAAACUGUAAAACCAGAGGAGAGCAAGGACUCCAAAGCAAAGGGAGAAGGAGCAGCUGCCAAGGCUCCUGUCCCGAAGGGCAAGGGGGCACCAUCAAAGCCAGUGGACUCUGCAUGGCUGCUAGUAGCUGAAGGUGGCGAGGAGUGUGUUCACCGAGCAGUGUUGUCCUUGGCUGGUGCCGGGGCUUUGCGGUCAGACUUCGAAGCGGCUUAUCACAUGGAAGAUGGAGUUGUAGGUGCUGCGGAUGUGGCUGUGCAGCACCAUAGACUGGACCCAGGUAUUGACCCCGCUGGCUUUUGCGAAGACUGUCGGGUUUGCUUUGAUCGCUUGGUACCUUGUGGAGCAGUCAUGACUCCAGCCAACUAUCAGCAGGCGACCACGGGACCAGAUCCAGAUGCGCCGAGCGAUCGUGGACAGGCCACCUUCCAGCAUGGCACCAGGGCGAGCUGCAACUAA
Molecule: messenger RNA, 705 nt
Organism: Durusdinium trenchii
Lineage: Eukaryota; Dinophyceae; Suessiales; Symbiodiniaceae
Source: the annotation of a GenBank genome assembly